Molecule: messenger RNA, 1004 nt
Organism: Rhizophagus irregularis DAOM 181602=DAOM 197198
Lineage: Eukaryota; Fungi; Glomeromycota; Glomeromycetes; Glomerales; Glomeraceae
Source: RefSeq, a predicted model, not a curated record
UUACGGAAUCAUGAUUGGUAAAACUAAAUUAGCUAAAUUUGUCCCGAUCUGUCUGUUGAUCAAUCUCUGUUCUCUGCGCCUCCCAAAAAGUCUUUCGCGUCUUUUUCGCGUCUAUAAUAAUGACUUCAAAAGUGAACUUUGUUCAGAUAAAUCAAGAACAAUCUUCCAGCAAUAAUAAUGCUAUUGAUAGUGAAGGCAACGGAAUGUAAGAAAACCAUGGCUACAUUGUUACAAAAUAGUAUUCAAGGAGUGCAAAAUUCUUUUAGUAGUGUUUACACUACACUAGCCGCAAAUUUAAAACAAUCACUUGAAAUGACUCACACCAUGAAUUCGGUGAUGGAACAAUUUUUAUUGUCUAAUCUUCGAAUUAAAACACGGGGAAACUUUAUUCCUAGUUUAUUAACUAUCACCAUUAUUAAUUCUGGUCAAUUUCCUAUACCAAAUAUUUCAUGUAGCAUAACUUUUGUAAAGAAAGACCAUAAUGAGCCAGUAAAUAUAGGUGUAGAAUGUAAAGAAUCUAUAAAACGUGGAAUUACGGAUCCCGAUUCCGAAACAACUUCAAUAUCUUCAAUAUUUGUACCAAAAACUUCUACUACGACUUCGAUCUUUACAUUAUCCCCGCAAACACAAAUUAUUGAAAAGUUGAAAUUGGCUCCAUCCGAAUUCUGUCAAUAUAAUGCAAAAGUCAAUGUGAGAUUUGCAAGUCCUGGGACUGGAGAAUUAUUACAAAAGGAACACUCUUUCGGUUUAUAUCUUAUUGAUCAGUCAUGUUAUCGUCGAAUUAUCUCCUUAUCUUUUACGUCAAUUAUGGAAUGUCCAUCCAAGUAGUGGAUUGUCAGAAGCGAUGACAUUUGAAAUUAGUUGGAAGCAAUAAAUUUAGAGACCUGUAAACCUGCCAAAAAAAAAUUUUUUUAAAUAAAGUUAAAUGUGUUAUGAUCGGCUAUGUUAUGACGUCAUAUUCACCAUAUUUAAAUGGUCUACUAAUAGUACCAGAAUUUUUCAAU